UGGGGACAGCGGUAGUAAGAUGGCGGAGACUCCGCUGUACUGUGUCUGCCGGCAGCCCUACGACGUUAGCCGGUUUAUGAUAGAAUGCGAUGUUUGCAAGGACUGGUUUCACGGCAGCUGUGUCCAGGUGGAGGAGCACUAUGCCGCGGAUAUCGAUAUGUACCACUGUCCCAACUGCAGCGUCCAGCACGGACCCUCCCUGAUGAAGAAGCGCUGCAACUGGCACAGGCAUGAUUACACCGAGCCCGAUGAUGGCACCAAGCCCGUGCAGGCGGGCACCACCGUGUUCGUGGAGCAGCUGCAGGCACGGGCCUUCCCCAGUGCUUCCGAGGUGGUGGUGCGGAUGCAGGGUGGUCAGGUGACUCAGAAGUACCUGGAGGAGGAGGGCUUCCAGUACCCCAUCAUGGUGCCCAAACUGGAGGACCUGGGUCUGAAGCUCCCGCCCCCUUCCUUCUCCGUCAGAGACGUGGAGCAUUACGUGGGGAGCAAUAAAGUCAUCGAUGUCAUAGACGUGGCCCGGCAAGCAGACAGCAAAAUGACACUGGGCGAGUUUGUGAAGUACUACUACAAACCCCAGCGACCCAAGGUGCUGAACGUCAUCAGCCUGGAGUUCUCUGACACCAAGAUGGCAGAGCUGGUGGAGGUCCCGGACAUCGCACGGGAGAUGUCCUGGGUGGAAAACUACUGGCCCGAUGACUCCUUCUUCCCCAAGCCCUUUGUGCAGAAGUACUGUCUCAUGGGAGUGAAGGACAGCUACACGGACUUCCACAUAGAUUUCGGCGGGACCUCUGUGUGGUACCAUGUGCUCUGGGGCGAAAAGAUUUUUUACUUGAUAAAGCCGACACGGGCGAACCUUGCACUGUACGAGACAUGGAGCUCGUCCCCCAACCAGAGCGAAGUGUUCUUCGGGGAGAAGGUGGACAAGUGCUACAAGUGUGUGGUACGGCAGGGAACCACCGUUUUCAUCCCCACAGGUUGGAUCCACGCUGUUCUCACUUCUCAGGAUUGCAUGGCCUUUGGAGGAAACUUCCUCCACAACCUGAACAUAGACAUGCAGCUCAGGUGCUACGAGAUGGAGCGAAGACUGAAGACCCCUGACCUUUUUAAAUUCCCCUAUUUUGAGGCCAUCUGCUGGUAUGUGGCCAAAAACCUGCUGGAGACCCUCAGAGAAUCUCGGGAGGAUAAGUGCCAGCCACCAGCCUACCUGUUAAAAGGAGUGAAAGCUUUAAUUACUGCACUGAAGAACUGGCUCAAGAGGGAGAUAAGAGAGCCAACCAGUGAGGUUCCUGACCAUAUCAGGCCCAAUCACCUGAUCAAAGAGCUCACCAAGGAGGUGCGGUACCAGGAGGAGGAUCAGGGCAGUGGGGGAGGGGCCAGGCCGCUGAAAUCUCAGGGCAGCGGGACGCUGCAGGAGCGGGUGUCCCACGCACGUCGGGCGGCGGCCAGGCAGCUGCGUGACCACACCCCCUCCAGCCUGGACAUCUUGGAGCUGCACACGCGUGAGGUGCUACGCAGGCUGGAGGCGGAGCCUCUGAGUGAGGACUCAUUCUUCAGCUCAAGGGUGAACAGGAAGUUCAACAUGGUUUCCACGGCAUCGGCGGCUGCAGCAGAGAGGAGUUUAGACAACCUGCGUCUGGUGCUGUGCAACGGCAGGAUCGUGAGAUACCAGAGGACGUCACACCAACAGGAGAGGGGCGAGCAGCAUAGUGCCAUCGCCACGGGAGAGAUGCCCAGCUGCCUCAGCAGAUUUUUGGGGAGUGUGAAAUCUGAACUCAGGAAUGGAGGGUCGUCAGGGCAGUCUGAGGUGUCGGACUCGGAGUCUGAAGACAGUUGCACUACGCAGCAGAAACACUUGUCUAAGGAAGACUCAGGCAGCUCAGAGGAGGAGGAGGAAGAGGAGAAGGCGUCCAAUCAGAGAGGGAAUUUCCACCGAACCACGCCCACAUACCGACACCAGGACACAUCGCACAAGAGAGAACGUCCUACCUCACCAAGCACAGAGGAAGCCAUUCAGGGCAUGUUGUCCAUGGCUGGGCUGCUGUGCCCACAGCAGCCAGGAGAGGGUGCCACGUCCCAGGAGUCCUGGUGGUCUGGUUCGCACCAUCACUCACCCCACAGUGAUGGGGAGCAAGAGAGUCAAUUGGACUCUGACAGUAACUCCACCCCCAGGCAUCAGGGUGAGCUGGGGGCUCAGCAGAGCCCUGGAGGGGUAUGCCGAUUGGAAUCCCGAGCGGAGCUCCCUCAGAGGAACCAGGACAACAUGAACUUCAUGGACAGUCAGAGCAGCAGUGAGGCCUGGGCCAGUCACAACAGCCCUGGGACAAACUACCAGCACCCCGAGACCUCCCUGUCACUCCCUCUGCACCCCUCUAAGAGGCCCGCCUCGAACCCCCCACCCAUCAGCAACCAGGCCACAAAAGGCAAGCGGCCUAAGAAGGGCUUGGCCACGGCCAAGCAGAGGCUGGGGAAGAUCCUCAGGCUGGGCCGGCACAGCAGCCACCUCUUUGUGUAGCUCUGGAAACGGACAAGAAGUGAAGACACUGGCGGACAACGGAGGCGUUUACCCUCACCAUGCACACUUAGGUGACAGGGUGUGGGAUUCACAAGACAUGUACACACACAGAUACAGACACACUCACACACAGGGGAGCGCUGUGGAGGAACUAAACCGACCUUGGGAGGAGGUGGGUGUUUUGCUGAGGCCAUUUGGGUCGAGGGUGUUCAGAUUACACGUACAACUGAACAGAAGGUGUGAUGUCCAUAAAGGGGGUCCAACCAGAAUCCUUGAGUCUGGGUCUGAGUCUGAUGAUCACCAGGCCCAACCUCAACCCACCCCUUCACCCCCCCAACAAUCCUGAACUGUGAAAUGGCUCCAACUAAAUGCAUUAAGCUCACGCCAAGAAUGUGGGGGCUCCUUCCUGUCUCUUCCUUCCUGUUUCCUGCUUCCUGUUGGGAUUGUUGCCGUCUGGCUGUGUGCGUGUGGGACGGUGGCUUGUGUUGGGAUGUCCCUGGCUCUGGAACUACAAGGGUGCUAAGCUCAAUUGCUAUUUAAAAUGGUGCUGUUCCCCCUUUACCCACACCAGCUUCAAGGUGAAGCUGAGUUUAGGGAGGAUACUGAUGAUGGCAGCCCUCUGAUUGGGCCACAGUCUACCCUGUCUCCAUGGUUACAUCAUUCACAUCACAAACCAGCGACGGGAACCAAGAGCCAGAUCAAUUUUCCUGAAUGUUCAUGACAGCCUAAGCCACCAAAGCUACUUUCUUGGCAUGGUACUUUCAUUCUUGACAACAUGAUUUGGUCCUCCCUGUGUUCCUGCAGCUGUUUCUUUGUGUUGAUUGGCUUGUUUCUGUCUGUUGCAGUAGCUAAAUCAUGCUUGAAUAUCAUGCAAAAAAGGUUUGCUUUGAAAUAAAGCAGUAUCAUUUUGUGAAAAUUACUCCUUUGGCGCCCUCUGUAGGACAGAGGUAGACUGGCACUCUGAGCGUUGCCUUCAGAAUAAAAAUGUCUAAAAUAGAAAAAAUACUGUGUGUAAAACAGGAAAAAAAUAUUUUUGCUUAAUUUAUUUCAUUCUACUUCAGAUUGUUUUCAGUAUGUUUUAAAGUUUCUGGUUGCUUUUGGAAUUAUGUAUUUGUUAUUUAAAAAGGUGAAUUUUAUUAGAAUUGCAUGGGAAGAGUUACCUCAGGCCUCUUGUGUUCUCACGGCUGCACUGGCUCUGAGCACACUGUAUUCAGCAGUGAGACCAGUGGUGCUUUCAGCCACUCAGCCUUCCUGUAGCUCAAAGCUUGUGUACUUAAUAUGAUGUGGAAAUCUUCCUCUGUCUUUUUUUUUCAUGGACGUGGCAUUGCAGUGUGCUGACAGCGCACCUUUUUUUCUACUCCUCUGGUUAAUUGGCCGUACGCACCUGCAGACUCUUUAUUUGCGUGUCUUUUACUGAGUUCGACUACUUUCCUUUCAAGUCCUGGACGUGCCGUUCUCCCUUCCAGUGUUAUGUCAUGUCUGUGGUAUGGCUUAACAUUGUUCACAGUUUAUGCUGUGAAACACAGCUGUGCUGGAUGAGAUUCUCUCUUUCUUGGUAAAACAGGCACACGGAGAGAAAUUUGCUGAAAAAACAAUCUGUCCAGUCAAUACUCGUGGCAAAGUAGUUUUUUAAAUGUUGUUUGAUAAUGAUCCAUUUUCUACUUUUCUAAAAGAAAGUUUUCCAAUAUUGACAGAAAUGAGUGCGGAAGCACAGAUUGCACUACUAGUGUGCUGAGUGUAAAAAAAAAAAAAAAAAAGGCUACUGAUUCCACGUAUUGGAAAAUGCUGAUCUGUAUUCUGUGUGGUGUCAGAGUGGCAUACCAGCUUUGAGCAUGACUGAUUUUAAUGUUGGCUUAAAGGUGUGUUCCUGAGUGAUGUGGGUAAUUGCGGACUGAACCCUUCAUCUCUCUUCUCCCAGUGUGUGCCAUGGUGGUGUGGGCCUCUCUCUGCCGAUCCAGGGCUCUCUGCAGGGCUUGUGUUGGGAGGACGGUGGGCAGGCGGUUCUUACUCAGGGACUCUGCUCUCUGGCUGCAUCACCAGCAGCGGGCAAUGAAUUUCAUCACAACUUCCAAUCAGAUUACCUGCACAUUAUACAGCUUUUGACAUUUUACAAAAAACACCAACAGGCAGGGUCUUGCUAUUUGAACAUAAAACCCAGGGAGAGUGUUUGGUAACUGCUGUUCUUUUUCAAGUAUCUGUUCACUUUUUGUGGAACAACUUCAGAUAAGCUGAAGCUCCGAUGAAAGGUGCAUGUAAUGACAAUUGUAAGAUGUUUCUAAAAGCUCUGGGAGAGGCAUUUGGCUACAGAUAAAAUUGCAAGUGCUGGUUUCAUUGGUUGCUUUCAUUGGAUGACUCAUUUUUUAUUUGGGUUUGAAAGCUUUGAUCAUCUGGGUUCUGGGACAUGGGAAUGUCUUUGAAGCCAUUGAUGAGUAGAAACUUAUCUUCAUGUUUGUCCAGAAACCACCUGUUAGCAGGACAUCUGAUCAGCACUGUUAACUUCCUCUACAGCAGCAUCCCCCUAUGAAUGAGGAUGCAGGUUCUGCUAUGAACCUGCAUUGGUCAUGAUUUUUUAUUGUUUUAGUGUGAGAUUCUGUUCUGAUUCUGGGUCCAGAGUGAAUGUGUACAGUGAUAGGAGAGUGGGGCUUUUGAAUCCUAGAAUACAAACAGCUGUCAGGUGCGAUCAAACAUUUAGUGCAAUCUCAACUGCUUUUCCCCAUGGAGAGCAUGGGAAGUGUUUUGAUUGUGUCAUUAGGUGCCUGACAGGUCGUGGUUUAUAAAGCCCCUUAUUCAUGCCACAGCUUCUGGGAUGGGAUUAAGCCCUUUUUAUUCAUGUUUUAAUCUUGACAAGCCGAAAUGCCAAAGUGGGGUUGAAACGCCACUCAGGGAGCCAGUGUGCAAAUCGGAGCACAACUGGGACCAGAGCCAUCGUGGAGAUGAGUGUCCAACUCAUUGUGAUUUCCGCAGUGGCAGCGGUAUUCUGGAGCUGCACUCAGGUGCUGCGUAGAACAAAGCCAGAAACUGACCAAGGGCUUCCAUUGGAAAAGGUGGACGUAGCACCGUUGUCGCAGUUCUUUCCCCCCUGGUGCUUUCAGUUUCCUCUGCGCUGAAUACCCUGUGCUACUGCAGAUGUGUAACCCCACCACCUGAAAGCAAAACCUCUUUAGUAAACAUUCCUCAUGGCCCGCUGUUUAUUAAACCGCAUGUGCUGUGGAAGUAAGCAGAGGACAUGUCAAGAAAAAGGGCCCCAGAUCAGGAUGUUACCGCAGCUACUAAACCUCUCCCUUGCGCUAUCCGCUACCUGCCAUAUUGCACUAAUUUAAUCCAGGAUUAAGCUUGUUGAGUAGCUUUGGGGCUAACCUUCAGACAAUGCGGAACUAAAAGGCUCAGUUCCCACUUUGAUUUGUUGAUCGUUUGCGCAAUCUUUAUUGAGCUGUCCUUAGUUAUACUGCCGACCAUAUGUCCAGUUAUUCCUUCUUAGCGUGAUGUUGGCCCUGCGGGUUAAAAUUCUGUUCCAGCGCUUGAAUGAGAAUAAGCCUGAGUUCAGUAUUAUUCUCGCAAACAACAAAAGAGGUUCCACUGAAGUGCUGAAACUGUAUCACCAGUUUUCCUCAUAUUCAACUUCACUGGACAGUACCUUCAGUUGAUCAUGACUUUGCAUUAAAACUUUACUCUUGGUUUCACCUUUCUGUGAGCAUGACAGUAGACCUGUGGGGUAUGUAUAAUGCAGUCCUUUUAAUUGUACAGUAUUUAUUUGAUAUUUUUUCAUAAGAAAUGAUGGAUUUAAAAUUUUGGCAAUUGUGACUGGAAGUACCUUUCCCUAUUUUAAUCCCUCAAUAGUUUGGGUGUUUUAAAGAUAUUUUGCUAUUUGAAACAUGAAAA
Messenger RNA from Megalops cyprinoides (Indo-Pacific tarpon), 6391 nucleotides. RefSeq names its product lysine-specific demethylase 7B-like. Gene Ontology annotation, biological process: regulation of transcription by RNA polymerase II; protein demethylation. The coding region runs from base 20 to 2512 and encodes 830 amino acids. The record is from RefSeq and is a predicted model, not a curated record. Gene Ontology annotation, molecular function: transcription coregulator activity; histone demethylase activity. The transcript has 20 exons. Lineage: Eukaryota; Metazoa; Chordata; Actinopteri; Elopiformes; Megalopidae.